Molecule: messenger RNA, 2991 nt
Organism: Lepisosteus oculatus (spotted gar)
Lineage: Eukaryota; Metazoa; Chordata; Actinopteri; Semionotiformes; Lepisosteidae
Source: RefSeq, a predicted model, not a curated record
UCAGCAGCUAUAAAAUAGACGUCUUUUCUCCCGAGUCGUACUGUAUACGAAGCCUAGUUUCCGAGCUUUGGCCCCUUUAUCAGGGUGUUGUCACGCAAUCCCGAGAUGCAAGGGCAAGAGGGGCAGAGGCUGGUAUUUUAUCUUGAUCAGCACAUCAGAAAUCCGCACACAACAAGCUCCUGCCUUUUGCGGUAUUGUGAUUUGUAUUUUCACUCGCCGUGUACAUGAAGCGAAUCUGCAGUUCGAUUGAUAAUAAACAUCAUAAGAAAUUACUGAUGUAGGGGAGACACUGGUAGACUUUAAGACAACCGACUGACCUGGCUGAUCAAUGUACACUACAUUGCUUGUGCCAGACCUGAAGAAGCCGGCCGUGCUAAUUUUUGGUGCGUGCCUUUCCUUUUCCUUUUAGGUUGUUGUCUUGGACACACAUCGGCGCUGUUCACCCUAUGACACUCACAGGUACUGUAGCUACGAAAGCUCGCUGGACGGCUGCCCUUGUGUUCUGGGACAGGGCGGGUCUGCGCCUGAGUGGAAGUUUUGCUUUCUCUCGGCGAUGGGCUGAGUUUCUGCCGCUUGUGGGCUGUGCCUUUCCCGUCUCCCUGGCCAGCCUCCGACUGACAUUCCAGCAGAUCAAAGCCGGGCAUUCACUGCUGUUAUGGAAACCCGAAGCGACUGCGACAGUGCCGAUGGCUGGUGAGAGAGAGACCAUGGCUCCAGAGACGUGGGAAUGAUGUGGCUGCCGCCGGCAUGGCCCGAUCAGCAAGCGCUAACAGCGGCGGCAGCUCCAGCGUGUCGGCCCCGCAGGACCGGGCCGAGGCUCGGGAGCUGGCCGACCCAAAGGAGCUGUCCCUGGAGGAAGUGCUGAAGUCUUACGAGCAGCCCAUCAACGAGGAGCAGGCUUGGGCGGUGUGCUAUCAGAGCUGCAGGGGACUGAGAGACCUGCUGUCUGCCGGCGGGCUGUUCGGGCUCCGCGAGGUGAGGGGUCCGGCUUCGAUACUCUUGCGCAAGGAUGGGACCGUCGCCCUGCACACAGACCCGGCCACCCCAGAUGUCAGUAGAAAACUCUCCCCAAAGACUGUCCCUGAAAGCCAGGUGGUGCAGUCCCUGGGCUUCGCCAUCUACCGGGCGCUGGACUGGGGCCUGGACGAGAGCGAGGAGCGGGAGCUGAGCCCCCAGCUGGAGCGGCUCAUCGAGCUGAUGGCCAGCGGGGACGGCCAGGGCGGCGGCACGGCCGACGAGGGAUACAGCGGCCAGGAGGAGGAGGAGGAGGAGGAGGAGGAGGCUGGGGGGGGGGCCCGCCGCGCCGUGCGGUCCUUCCGGCAGGUGAUGGCGGUGUGCGCGGCCCGCCUCGCCAACCCCAGCCAGGCCCAGGCGCACUACCAGGCUGUCUGCCGGGCGCUGUUUGUGGAGACCCUGGAGCUGCAGACCUUCCUCAUCAAAAUCAGGGACGCCAAGGAGAUGCUGAAGAAAAUCCGAGAUGAAGAGACCCCAGAGGGGAAGCCUGCAGCGGAGCUGGACAACCUCCGGAACACAGACUGGGCCCGCCUCUGGGUGCAGCUGAUGCGCGAGCUGCGCCACGGCGUCAAGCUGAAGAAGGUGCAGGAGCAGCAGUUCGACCCGCUGCCCACCGAGUUCCGCCUCACGCCCUUCGAGAUGCUCAUGCAGGACAUCCGCGCCCGCAACUACAAGCUGCGCAAAGUCAUGGUUGACGGUGACAUUCCCACGCGAGUGAAAAAGGAUGCCCAUGAACUCAUCCUGGAUUUCAUCAGAUCACGACCUCCGUUGAAACCAGUGUCCGAACGCAGCCUGCGGCCCCUCCCGGAGAGGCAGCACUCCNUACACGAGAGGAUCCUGGCUGAAAUCCGGCAGGAGAGGAAGCUGAAGCCAGUGGAGCAGCCGUGCUGUGGCAGGAGAGCUUUCGGCUCUCUGCCCUGCCUGGUCCAUGCCUGUACCUGCGACGUCAAGUCCACCUCCUGCAUCGACCUCUCCGUCCCCGAGGGCGGAAACCGCCUGCCCCCACCGCGGCCCAGGGUCCUGCUCAAAGCCCCCACGCUGGCCGAAAUGGAGGAGAUGAACAUAUCGGAGGAGGAGGAGUCUCCCAGUGGGGACAUGAGGAGGGUGGAGAGCUCGCCGGUGCCUCUGAAGAGGGACCGCUCGUUCUCCGAGCACGACAUCGCCAUGCUGCAGAGUGAAAUGGCUCUGUCCCAUUCCAAAUCGGAGCAGCUCUCUUCCAGAGGGGAGCGCUUCCGGGCUCGUAGCAUGGUCAACAGCUCUGGGAGCACCCAUCAGCGGGUGUCCUUUCCUGUAAGAGGCCGAGCGGCUCGCCCCCAGGGGGUGUUCUCCCCCGGCCGGGGGUCCCUCAGCUCAGUGGAGGAGCGGACCGAGGCCGAUGGCAGCUCCCCUUCCAAGCAGGGCUCCAGACACCAGUGGAUGGUGAGUACGUUGUGUUGAAACUGGAACCGGAGGACACGCAUGGAAAACAUGGGCAAGCGCAUGGAGAACCGACAACAGGAAGCACUUCUUUACGCAAAGCACUGUGGGAGUCUGGAACAACAUUCUCCGCCAUGCCUUGUCUCCAAUGUAAUUCUGAUAAAUAAGUGAUGUCAUAGCAUCUGCAUCUCAUUGUUUUUUAACCUUGUGACUGGGUUACAGUGUAGAAUAAGGUAGGAAGUAAGCAGCUGCUUAUUACAGUAAUUGCUUGAAAAAACAGAUGAAUGGCUAACUGCUGAAUUUUCUUUUGUUAGAAAUGCAUUAAAGACUGGGAGUUAAGCACUAAACAUUUUCUAUUUAAAGCUCUUAAUCUAAUUUUUUGGCAAGUAAUUCAUUAAUUCAAGCAGUGCUUCUUCUGCAUGUUUCUUUGCUAAAUUCAUUAUUGGUGAAUAAUGCAUUUAAUAACCAGUGAUCUCUAUAGUUUUAAUGGCUUUUCUAGCUUUGGGCAUUCCUCAUUAAUCUAUACGGAGCACUAACUCUGGGCAGAGAUUACCAGAGCCC